AUGGAAUGGCAAAUCUCAAAACGCAAGGCACUAGAAUACUAUCGACAGGAGAAAUACCUUGAAAGCAUCAAAAAGGCCAAAAUAUGGCUGCUUUGGAGUAAACGUGUUGGUAAUAAACACGAAGAAAGAGAGGCGUGUAAAAUUUUAGCCUGGUCAUAUCACUAUCUGCUAAACUACGAAGAAAGCAUUAAAUUUGGGAAAGAACAGUUCACAAUAGCAAAAGAAGAGUCAGACAGAGAAGCAGAAAACGAUGCAUACAUUGUUCUAGCUUCGUCAUAUAGGAAACUUGCGUCUUUAAAGAGGUCAAAAGAGAAGAGUCUUCACGGAUAUGCGUCACAUCCAGGUAUUGAAGUGUGUUUCAGCGUACACUUACUAGGUUUGCUGUAAAUUGUCUUGCCGUGGGCUCGACCGGUUUCUGCCAAAUUUCAGACGGCUUGAUCAUUGUAUUGUACAGUUGUGGGUGUAAAAGGCAUCCGCAGUAAGCUAAGUAUCACCUGCAUGACGUGUAAGUGUAAGACUAGACAUUGUUCAUUUAGCUAACUCUUAAAUGUGAGCUCACAGAUCCGCCUCAGUGCAGACACCAAAAAUUGUUGGAUCACGGGGUCACAAAAAUAAGCUCCCCCCACUGCCUCCCCCCCACCCCCUCUAUGUUCAAAUACAGCGUAUUGGCAAAUACAUUUAUAAAUUUUUCUUGUAUCUGUAUGUUCGUCUAUCUACCCAGGUUUGCACCACACCAGUAGUGAGGUAAAUUCACAAGGACAACCAUCAAGCAGAAGCUUUAUUAGGGGUAACUCAAUUAUGCCCCCUGCUUCAGCUGAACUAACAUUAACAGCAGCUCAAGAAAAAGAAGAUAAUACAAGCCACGAACAAGCAGCCAAAGCCGAAAUUAAAAGCACAGGUAACAAGAUUUAUCAAAACUGUUUACCCGCUAACAACAUGUUAACGUUUUUCGUUUCUUUUAAGGAAAUUCAAAAGUUUGUUUUUUUAUCCAUAUUACGUUUUGGCUUUGGUGGGUGCAUUCAGCUGAGCAUUCAGUGCGUUCCUACUUCUGGAUGCAAGAUCGUUUACAUUCACAUUAACAUUAGGAGUGAAGUGUAUACCUGAGAGACCUCCAAGGUGAAGUAUAAUCGAUGAAAUGCGAGACACAUGAAAAGCCCAAGCCUUCUAAAGUUUUUCACACUGGUUCAAGGAGCAGAGCCUGACCCAGGAUUCAUAGAUACAUUAUUUACCAGAAGUACUUCAGUGCGACUUCUCGAACCGGGACACCUGAAAGAAGAUUAUCCAAUCACAACGUUUUUUGAAAACAAAGGAUUCUCAAGGUUUUUUGCAAACGGACCAAUAAACAUGAAGAAUUUUGAGGGCUGCUUCCUGAGAGGCAAAGUAAGUUCAAACGGUUGAAUAUUUUAACUUUUCAACGGUCCUAUAGCUGAACCUUGAAUUUUAGUGGUCCUUUCCAAAAAAAGUGAGAAUCUUCUGUUUUCCGAAAAAACGUUGGGAUUGGAUAAUCUUUUUCCAAGUGACCCGGUUGGAGUAGUCGAACUGUAAAUCUGCGGCUUGGGUCCUGGCUUGCAACUCGCCUUAUAAUAGAACCCAACUUUCAUUUGAGUUGCGCUUCUACCAACGACCAAAGACUGAGGGCCAACCUGUUUAACCGACGCACACCACUUUCUUGACAAAUAUCUAGGGCUAAAUCAGAAUCAAAAUUAGCGUUGUAGCUCUGGCUGGACCUGCCUCGACUCUUCCCAGCUUAGAACGAAUAGCAAGUGUCAGGCAAUUUGGUAGCAAAGUCAGGGGCGACCUUUGAUCUGUUAAAAGCCCUCAUGGGAUUGGCUGGGAAAAUAAUGACACCAAAGUUAACAAUGGAACCAAGGAAGAAAACAAAAGAGCUGCGACCAUAAAGGUCCAAUUAAAUCAGAGGUUCUGAAGACCUGCGAGGCUACUGAGUUUAGGAUCUUGUAUUAGACUAAAAGGCCCUUUUACACCCGGCAGUGUUGUUACAUACAGCUAUUUCGAGAAAGGUUGUCGGAAAAAUGUGCACGCGACAAUCCCGAAAGGUAAUGUGGGAUAUGAUCAAUACAGUGUUUCUGACGAUUGUUCCUAUCGAACCUACUUUUGUUGCUUUCCUUUAGCACUCGCAAACACAUUUCCACGACCUUUCGUACCAAUUCUUUUAAAUUUCUUUAAAGAACAGUGAACUUAAAACCACCCACAAUGCAUUUCGGGAUUGUCGCGUGCACUUUUUCCGACAUCCUUGCUCGAAAUAACUGUAUAUAUAAAGUAUAAAGUCAGGUUCUUGUCCUUUACAGAGUAACGUCCUUCGCGGCAUAUAAAUCACGUAGACUACGUUUUUUGACAGGUGGGAUUUUAGCAAACUUAAUAUCGCAGGGACUAGCUUUCGAAAGCCAGGUGAAGGACAGAGAUACAAGUCGAAAACAUGCAAAAAAGCGAAGACGUGCUCCAUACAACCGGACAGGUAAUGGGACUACACCUAUAUUAGCGACUUGAUUUUCGGUUAAUGUAUUCAGCAUUUUUUAAAAUCAAUUAAAUUUCUUAGACGUAACGAAGAAAUACACUCAUGCCACAAUCAAAUAUAUAGGACUUCUAGUAAGAUAGGCACCAUUAUAGCCGGCAGUUAAGUAUCAUUAGAUGGAAAAAAAGAACUUAAAGGAAAAGAUCCCGCAUGACUUGGCUUUAUUGGCCACGCGAUACUGCAUUACAGUUUAUGAAAUGUUACUUUAAAUGCUUUUAAUUUACUUUAAAUGCUUUAAUGCUUUAAUGCUUUAAAUGCUUUAAAAGCUUUAAAUGUUAAUGCUUAAAUGUUACUUUAAAUGCUCUAAAUACUUUUAAUGUUACUUUCAAUGAAUGAGAUAUUCAUAUUAACGGGUUAUGUGUUUUUAGUCGUAUUUUUAGUUUUCUGCCUUUAUCGCGCUUGCCCUUGCUCGCUGAAAAAGAAAAAGCAAAACAAAAAACACUGUUUAUCAAAAGUGAGUUAAUUUUUUCAAUGUAUGUGUAUUCACGAGUCACAGUCAAGGAUUUGUAGCAAUUCGCGUUUCAGGAAGUCCACUUCAAUUAUAAUACACAACGGUUUAUCAGCACAAAACGUUUAAUAGACACCAAAAAUUGUUGGAUCAGGGGGUCACAAAAAAAGCUCCCUCCACCCCCCUCCCCAUUCCCUGUUAAAAUACAGCGUGUUGGCAAACAUAUUUAUACGUCUUUCUUGUAUCUGUAUGUUCGUCUGCCUACCCAGGUUUGAACCAGAGCAGUAGUAAGGCAAAUUCACAAGGACAAGCAUCAGGCAGCAGCUUUAUUAGGGGUAACUCAAUUAUGGCCCCUGCUUCAGCUGAAGUAGCAUUAACAGCAGCUCAAGAAAAAGAAGACAAUACAAGCCAAGAAGAAGCAGCCAAAGCCGAAAUUAAAAGCACAGGUAACAAGAUUUAACAAAACUGUUUACCCGCUAACAAUAUGUUAACGUUUUUUGUUUGUUUUAAGGAAAUUCAAUAGUUUGUUUUUUUAUCCAUAUUACCUUUUGGCUUUGGUGGGUGCAUUCAGCUGCGCAUUCAGUGCGUUCCUACUUCUCGAUGCAAGAUCGUUCAUAUUCCCAUUAACAUUAGAGACCUCCAAGGUGAGGUAUAAUCGAUGGAAUGCGAGACAAAAGCCCAAGCCUUCUAAAGUUUUUCACACUGGUUCAAGGAGCAGAGCCUGACCCAGGAUUCAUAGAUACAUUAUUUGCCAGAAGUAUUUCAGUGCGACUUCUCGAACCGGGACACCUGAAAGAAGAUUAUCCAAUCACAACGUUUUUUGAAAACAAAAGAUUCUCAAGGUUUUUUGCAAACAGACCAAUAAACAUGAAGAAUUUUGAGGGCUGCUUCCUGAGAGGCAAAGUAAGUUCAAACGGUUGAAUAUUUUAACUUUUCAACGGUCCUAUAGAUGAACCUUGAAUUUUAGUGGUCCUUUCCAAAAAAAAUGAGUUUCUUCUGUUUUCCGAAAAAACGUUGGGAUUGGAUAAUCUUUUUCCAAGUGACCCGGUUGGAGUAGUCGCACUGUAAAUCUGCGGCUUGGGUCCUGGCUUGCAACUCCCCUUAUAAUUGAACCCAACUUUCAUUUGAGUUGCGCUUCUACCAACGACCAAAGACUGAGGGCCAACCUGUUUAACCGACGCACACCACUUUCUUGACAAAUAUCUAGGGCUAAAUCAGAAUCAAAAUUAGCGUUGUAGCUCUGGCUGGACCUGCCUCGACUCUUCCCAGCUUAGAACGAAUAGCAACUGUCAGGCAAUUUGGUAGCAAAGUCAGGGGCGACCUUUGAUCUGUUAAAAGCCCUCAUGGGAUUGGCUGGGAAAAUAAUGACACCAAAGUUAACAAUGGAACCAAGGAAGAAAACAAAAGAGCUGCGACCGUAAAGGUCCAAUUAAAUCAGAGGUUCUGAAGACGUGCGAGGCUACUGAGUUUAGGAUUUUGUAUUAGACUGACAGGCCCUUUUACACCCGGCAGUGUUGUUAUAUACAGCUACUUCGAGAAAGGUUGUCGGAAAAAUGUGCACGCGACAAUCCCGAAAGGUAAUGUGGGAUAUGAUCAAUACAGUGUUUCUGACGACUGUACCUGUUGAACCUACUUUUGUUGCUUUCCUUUAGCACUCGCACGCACAUUUCCACGACCUUUCGUACCAAUUCUUUUAAAUUUCUUUAAAGAACAGUGAACAUAAAACCACCCACAUUGCAUUUCGGGAUUGUCGCGUGCACUUUUUCCGACAUCCUUGCUCGAAAUAGCUGUAUAUAUAAAGUAUAAAGUCAGGUUCUUGUCCUUUACAGAGUAACGUACUUCGCGGCAUAUAAAUCACGUAGACUACGUUUUUUCACAGGUGAGAGUACAGUAAACGUAAAAUGGCAGAGACGAGCUUUCGAAAACAAGGCGAAAGACACUGAUGCAAGUCGAGAACAUGCACAAUACCGAAGACGUGCUCCAUACAACCGGACAGGUAAUGGGACUACACCUAUAUUAGCGACUUGAAUUUCGGUUAAUGCAUUCAGCAUUUUUGAAAUCAAUUAAAUUUCUUACACGUGACGAAGAAAUACACUCAUGCCACGAUCAAAUAUAUAGGACUUCUAGUAAGAUAGGCACCAUUAUAGCCGGCAGUUAAGUAUCGUUAGAUGGGAAAAAAGAACUUAAAAGAAAAGAUCCUGCAUGACUUGGCUUUAUUGGCCACGCGAUACUGCAUUACAGUUUUUGAAAUGUUACUUUAAAUGAAUGAGAUAUUCAUAUUUUCGGGUUAUGCCUGUUUUUUAGUCGUAUUUUCAAUUUUAUGCCUUUACAAAAUAUAUGUUGCACUUAACGCUCAACUUCGCGGUUGCUUUUUCUCGCUAGAAAAAAAAGCAAAACAAAACAACAGUGUUUAUCAAAAGUGACUUAAAUUGUUCAAUGUAUGUGUAUUCACGACUCACAAUCAAGGAUUUUAAGAAUUCGCGUUUCAGGAAGGCCACUUCAAUUACAAUAAAGACACCAAAAAUUGUUGGAUCACGGGGUCACAAAAAUAAGCUUCCCCCAACCCCCUCCCUGUUCAAAUACAGCGUAUUGGCAAAUAUAUUUAUACAUUUUUUUUGUAUCUGUAUGUUCGUCUAUCUACCCAGGUUUGCACCAGAGCAGUAGUAAGGUAAAUUCACAAGGACAAGCAUCAAGCAGAAGCUUUAUUAGGGGUAACUCAAUUAUGCCCCCUGCUUCAGCUGAACUAACAUUAACACCAACUCAAGAAAAAGAAGACAAUACAAGCCAAGAAGAAGCAGCCAAAGCCGAAAUUAAAAGCACAGGUAACAAGAUUUAUCAAAACUGUUUACCCGCUAACAAUAUGUUAACGUUUUUCGUUUGCUUAAAGAAAUUUAAUAGUUUGUUUUUAUCCAUAUUACGUUUUGGCGUUGGUGGGUGCAUUCAGCUGAGCAUUCAGUACCUUCCUACUUCCGGAUGCAAGAUCGUUCAUAUUGUCAUUAAUAUUAAGAGUGAAGUGUAUACCUGAGAGACCUCCAAGGAGAGGUAUAAUCGAUGGAAUGCGAGACACGUGAAAAGCCCAAGCCUUCUAACGUCUUUUACACUGGUUCAAGGAGCAGAGCCUGACCCAGGAUUCAUAGAUACAUUAUUUGCCAGACGUACUUCAGUGCGACUUCUCGAACCGGGACACCUGAAAGAAGAUUAUCCAAUCACAACGUUUUUUGAAAACAAAAGAUUCUCAAGGUUUUUUGCAAACGGACCAAUAAACAUGAAGAAUUUUGAGGGCUGCUUCCUGAGAGGCAAAGUAAGUUCAAACGGUUGAAUAUUUUAACUUUUCAACGGUCCUAUAGCUGAACCUUGAAUUUCAGUGGUCCUUUCCAAUAAAAGUGAGAAUCUUCUGUUUUCCGAAAAAACGUUUGGAUUGGAUAAUCUUUUUCCAAGUGACCCGGUUGGAGUAGUCGCACUGUAAAUCUGCGGCUUGGGUCCUGGCUUGCAACUCGCCUUAUAAUUGAACCCAACUUUCAUUUGAGUUGCGCUUCUACCAACCACCAAAGACUGAAGGCCAACCUGUUUAACCGACGCACACCACUUUCUUGACAAAUAUCUAGGGCUAAAUCAGAAUCAAAAUUAGCUUUGUAGCUCUGGGUGGACCUGCCUCGACUCUUCCCAGCUCAGAACGAAUAGCAACUGUUAGGCAAUUUGGUAGCAAAGUCAGGGGCGACCUCUGAUCUGUUAAAAGCCCUCAUGGGAUUGGCUGGGAAAAUAAUGACACCAAAGUUAACAAUGGAACCAAGGAAGAAAACAAAAGAGCUGCGACCGUAAAGGUCCAAUUAAAUCAGAGGUUCUGAAGACGUGCGAGGCUACUGAGUUUAGGAUUUUGUAUUAGACUGACAGGCCCUUUUACACCCGGCAGUGUUGUUAUAUACAGCUAUUUCGAGAAAGGUUGUCGAAAAAAUGCGCACGCGACAAUCCCGAAAGGUAAUGUGGGAUAUGAUCAAUACACUGUUUCUGACGACUGUACCUGUCGAACCUACUUUUGUUGCUUUCCUUUAGCACUCGCAAACACAUUUCCACGGCCUUUCGUACCAAUUCUUUCAAAUUUCUUUAAAGAACAGUGAACUUAAAACCAACCACAAUGCCUUUCGGGAUUGUCGCGUGCACUUUUUCCGACAACCUUUCUCGAAAUAGCUGUAUAUAUAAAGUAUAAAGUCAGGUUCUUGUCCUUUACAGAGUAACGUCCUUGGCAGGAUAUAAAUCACGUAGACUACCUUUUUUCACAGGUGAGAGUACAGUUAACGUAAAAUGGCAGCGACGUGCUUUCGAAAACAAGGCUAAAGACACUGAUGCAAGUCAGGAAGAUGCAAAAUAUCGAAGACGUUCUCCAUACAACAGGACAGGUAAUGGGACUACACCUAUAUUAGCGACUUGAAUUUCGGUUAAUGUGUUCAGCAUUUUUGAAAUCAAUUAAAUUUCUUACACGUGACGAAGAAAUACACUCAUGCCACGAUCAAAUAUAUAGGACUUCUAGUAAGAUAGGCACCAUUAUAGCCGGCAGUUAAGUAUCGUUAGAUGGGAAAAAAGAACUUAAAAGAAAAGAUCCUGCAUGACUUGGCUUUAUUGGCCACGCGAUACUGCAUUACAGUUUUUGAAAUGUUACUUUAAAUGAAUGAGAUAUUCAUAUUUUCGGGUUAUGCCUGUUUUUUAGUCGUAUUUUCAAUUUUAUGCCUUUACAAAAUAUAUGUUGCACUUAACGCUCAACUUCGCGGUUGCUUUUUCUCGCUAGAAAAAAAAGCAAAACAAAACAACAGUGUUUAUCAAAAGUGACUUAAAUUGUUCAAUGUAUGUGUAUUCACGACUCACAAUCAAGGAUUUUAAGAAUUCGCGUUUCAGGAAGGCCACUUCAAUUACAAUAAAGACACCAAAAAUUGUUGGAUCACGGGGUCACAAAAAUAAGCUUCCCCCAACCCCCUCCCUGUUCAAAUACAGCGUAUUGGCAAAUAUAUUUAUACAUUUUUUUUGUAUCUGUAUGUUCGUCUAUCUACCCAGGUUUGCACCAGAGCAGUAGUAAGGUAAAUUCACAAGGACAAGCAUCAAGCAGAAGCUUUAUUAGGGGUAACUCAAUUAUGCCCCCUGCUUCAGCUGAACUAACAUUAACACCAACUCAAGAAAAAGAAGACAAUACAAGCCAAGAAGAAGCAGCCAAAGCCGAAAUUAAAAGCACAGGUAACAAGAUUUAUCAAAACUGUUUACCCGCUAACAAUAUGUUAACGUUUUUCGUUUGCUUAAAGAAAUUUAAUAGUUUGUUUUUUUAUCCAUAUUACGUUUUGGCGUUGGUGGGUGCAUUCAGCUGAGCAUUCAGUACCUUCCUACUUCCGGAUGCAAGAUCGUUCAUAUUGUCAUUAAUAUUAAGAGUGAAGUGUAUACCUGAGAGACCUCCAAGGAGAGGUAUAAUCGAUGGAAUGCGAGACACGUGAAAAGCCCAAGCCUUCUAACGUCUUUUACACUGGUUCAAGGAGCAGAGCCUGACCCAGGAUUCAUAGAUACAUUAUUUGCCAGACGUACUUCAGUGCGACUUCUCGAACCGGGACACCUGAAAGAAGAUUAUCCAAUCACAACGUUUUUUGAAAACAAAAGAUUCUCAAGGUUUUUUGCAAACGGACCAAUAAACAUGAAGAAUUUUGAGGGCUGCUUCCUGAGAGGCAAAGUAAGUUCAAACGGUUGAAUAUUUUAACUUUUCAACGGUCCUAUAGCUGAACCUUGAAUUUCAGUGGUCCUUUCCAAUAAAAGUGAGAAUCUUCUGUUUUCCGAAAAAACGUUUGGAUUGGAUAAUCUUUUUCCAAGUGACCCGGUUGGAGUAGUCGCACUGUAAAUCUGCGGCUUGGGUCCUGGCUUGCAACUCGCCUUAUAAUUGAACCCAACUUUCAUUUGAGUUGCGCUUCUACCAACCACCAAAGACUGAAGGCCAACCUGUUUAACCGACGCACACCACUUUCUUGACAAAUAUCUAGGGCUAAAUCAGAAUCAAAAUUAGCUUUGUAGCUCUGGGUGGACCUGCCUCGACUCUUCCCAGCUCAGAACGAAUAGCAACUGUCAGGCAAUUUGGUAGCAAAGUCAGGGGCGACCUCUGAUCUGUUAAAAGCCCUCAUGGGAUUGGCUGGGAAAAUAAUGACACCAAAGUUAACAAUGGAACCAAGGAAGAAAACAAAAGAGCUGCGACCAUAAAGGUCUAAUUAAAUCAGAUGUUCUGAAGACCUGCGAGGCUACUGAGUUUAGGAUCUUGUAUUAGACUGAAAGGCCCUUUUACACCCGGCAGUGUUGUUAUAUACAGCUACCUCUAGAAAGGUUGUCGGUAAAAUGUGCACGCGACAAUCCCGAAAGGUAAUGUGGGAUAUGAUCAAUACAGUGUUUCUGACGACUGUACCUGUCGAACCUACUUUUGUUGCCUUCCUUUAGCACACGCACACACAUUUCCACGGUCUUUCGUACCAAUUCUUUUAAAUUUCUUUAAAGAACAGUGAACUUAAAACCGCCCACAAUGCAUUUCGGGAUUGUCGCGUGCACUUUUUCCGACAUCCUUGCUCGAUAUAGCUGUAUAUAUAAAGUAUAAAGUCAGGUUCUUGUCCUUUACAGAGUAACGUCCUUGGCAGGAUAUAAAUCACGUAGACUACCUUUUUUCACAGGUGAGAGUACAGUUAACGUAAAAUGGCAGCGACGUGCUUUCGAAAACAAGGCUAAAGACACUGAUGCAAGUCAGGAAGAUGCAAAAUAUCGAAGACGUUCUCCAUACAACAGGACAGGUAAUGGGACUACACCUAUAUUAGCGACUUGAAUUUCGGUUAAUGUGUUCAGCAUUUUUGAAAUCAAUUAAAUUUCUUACACGUGACGAAGAAAUACACUCAUGCCACAAUCAAAUAUAUAGGACUUCUAGUAAGAUAGGCACCAUUAUGGCCGGCAGUUAAGUAUCGUUAGAUGGGAAAAAAGAACUUAAAGGAAAAGAUCCCGCAUUUCUUGGCUUUAUUGGCCACGCGAUACUGCAUUACAGUUUAUGAAAUGUUACUUUAAAUGAAUGAGAUAUUCAUAUUAACGGGUUAUGUUUUUUUAGUCGUAUUUUUAAUUUUGUGCCUUUACAAAAUAUAUGUUGCACGUGACGCUCAACCUCGCGCUUGCCCUUGCUCGCUGAAAAAGAAAAAGCAAAACAAAAAACACUGUUUAUCAAAAGUAACUUAAUUUUUUCAAUGUAUGUGUAUUCACGAGUCACAAUCAAGGAUUUGUAGCAAUUCGCGUUUCGGGAAGUACACUUGAAUCAUAAUAAUACAAAACGGUUUAUCAGCACAAAACGAUUAAUAGACACCAAAAAUUGUUGGAUCAGGGGGUCACAAAAAAAGCUCCCUCCACCCCCCUCCCCAUUGCCUGUUAAAAUACAGCGUGUUGGCAAACAUAUUUAUACGUUUUUCUUGUAUCUGUAUGUUCGUCUGCCUACCCAGGUUUGAACCAGAGCAGUAGUAAGGCAAAUUCACAAGGACAAGCAUCAGGCAGCAGCUUCAUUAGGGGUAACUCAAUUAUGGCCCCUGCUUCAGCUGAACUAACAUUAACAGCAGCUCAAGAAAAAGAAGACAAUACAAGCCAAGAAGAAGCAGGCAAAGCCGAAAUUAAAAGCAAAGGUAACAAGAUUUAUCAAAACUGUUUACCCGCUAACAAUAUCUUAACGUUUUUUGUUUGUUUUAAGGAAAUUCAAUAGUUUGUUUUUUUAUCCAUAUUACGUUUUGGCUUUGGUGGGUGCAUUCAGCUGAGCAUUCAGUGCGUUCCUACUUCUCGAUGCAAGAUCGUUCAUAUUCCCAUUAAUAUUAGAGACCUCCAAGGUGAGGUAUAAUCGAUGGAAUGCGAGACAAAAGCCCAAGCCUUCUAAAGUUUUUCACACUGGUUCAAGGAGCAGAGCCUGACCCAGGAUUCAUAGAUACAUUAUUUGCCAGAAGUAUUUCAGUGCGACUUCUCGAACCGGGACACCUGAAAGAAGAUUAUCCAAUCACAACGUUUUUUGAAAACAAAAGAUUCUCAAGGAUUUUUGCAAACGGACCAAUAAACAUGAAGAAUUUUGAGGGCUGCUCCCCGAGAGGCGAAGUAAGUUCAGACGGUUGAAUAUUUUAACUUUUCAACGGUUCUAUAGCUGAACCUUGACUUUUAGUGGUCCUUUCCAAAGAAAGUGAGAAUCUUCUGUUUUCCGAAAAAACAUUGGGAUUGGAUAAUCUUUUUCCAAGUGACCCGGUUGGAUUAGUCGCACUGUAAAUCUGCGGCUUGGGUCCUGGCUUGCAACUCGCCUUAUAAUUGAACCCAACUUUCAUUUGAGUUGCGCUUCUACAACGACCAAAGACUGAGGGCCAACCUGUUUAACCGACGCACACCACUUUCUUGACAAAUAUCUAGGGCUAAAUCAGAAUCAAAAUUAGCUUUGUAGCUCUGGCUGGACCUGCCUCGACUCUUCCCAGCUUAGAACGAAUAGCAACUGUCAGGCAAUUUGGUAGCAAAGUCAGGGGCGACCUUUGAUCUGUUAAAAGCCCUCAUGGGAUUGGCUGGGAAAAUAAUGAGACCAAAGUUAACAAUCGAACCAAGGAAGAAAACAGAAGAGCUGGACCAUAAAGGUCCAAUUAAAUCAGAGGUUCUGAAGACCUGCGAGGCUACUGAGUUUAGGAUCUUGUAUUAGACUUAAAGGCCCUUUUACACCCGGCAGUGUUGUUAUAUACAGCUACUUCGAGAAAGGUUGUCGGAAAAAUGUGCACGCGACAAUCCCGAAAGGUAAUGUGGGAUAUGAUCAAUACAGUGUUUGUGACGACUGCACCUAUCGAACCUACUUUUGUUGCUGUCCUAUAGCACUCGCAAACACAUUUCCACGGCCUUUCGUCGCAAUUCUUUUAAAUUUCUUUAAAGAACAGUGAACUUAAAACCGCCCACAAUGCAUUUCGGGAUUGUCGCGUGCACUUUUUCCGACAUCCUUGCUCGAAAUAGCUGUAUAUAUAAAGUAUAAAGUCAGGUUCUUGUCCUUUACAGAGUAACGUCCUUGGCGGCAUAUAAAUCACGUAGACUACAUUUUUUGACAGGUGGGAUUUUAGCAAACUUAAUAUCGCAGGGACUAGCUUUCGAAAACAAGGUGAAGGACAGAAGUACAAGACGGGAACAUGCAAAAAAGCGAAGACGUGCUCCAUACAACCAGACAGGUAAUGGGACUACACCUAUAUUAGCGACUUGAAUUUCGGUUAAUGUAUUUAGCAUUUUUUAAAACCAAUUAAAUUUCUUACACGUAACGAAGAAAUACACUCAUGCCACAAUCAAAUAUAUAGGACUUCUAGUAAGAUAGGCACCAUUAUAGCCGGCAGUUAAGUAUCGUUAGAUUGAAAAAAAGAACUUAAAGGAAAAGAUCCCGCAUGACUUGGCUUUAUUGGCCAUUUGAUACUGCAUUACAAUUUAUGAAAUGUUACUUUAAAUGAAUGAGAUAUUCAUAUUAAAGGGUUAUGAUUUUUUAGUCGUAUUUUUAAUUUUAUGCCUUUACAAAAUAUAUAUUGCACGUGACGCUCAACCUCGCGCUUGCCCUUGCUAGCUGAAAAAGAAAAAGCAAAACAAAAAACACUGUUUAUCAAAAGUGACUUAAUUUGUUCAAUGUAUGUGUAUUCACGAGUCACAAUCAAGGAUUUGUAGCAAUUCGCGUUUUAGGAAGUCCACUUCAAUUAUAAUACACAACGGUUUAUCAGCACAACACGAUUAAUAGACACCAAAAAUUGUUGGAUGAGGGGGUCACAAAAAAAGCUCCCUCCACCCUCCUCCCCAUUGCCUGUUAAAAUACAGCGUGUUGGCAAACAUAUUUAUACGUUUUUCUUGCAUCUGUAUGUUCGUCUGCCUACCCAGGUUUGCACCAGAGCAGUAGUAAGGCAAAUUCACAAGGACAAGCAUCAGGCAGCAGCUUUAUUAGGGGUAACUCAAUUAUGGCCCCUGCUUCAGCUGAACUAACAUUAACAGCAGCUCAAGAAAAAGAAGACAAUACAAGCCAAGAAGAAGCAGCCAAAGCCGAAAUUAAAAGGACAGGUAACAAGAUUUAUCAAAACUGUUUACCCGCUAACAAUAUCUUAACGUUUUUUGUUUGUUUUAAGGAAAUUCAAUAGUUUGUUUUUUUAUCCAUAUUACGUUUUGGCUUUGGUGGGUGCAUUCAGCUGAGCAUUCAGUGCGUUCCUACUUCUGGAUGCAAGAUCGUCCAUAUUCCCAUUAACAUUAGAGACCUCCAAGGUGAGGUAUAAUCGAUGGAAUGCGAGACAAAAGCCCAAGCCUUCUAAAGUUUUUCACACUGGUUCAAGGAGCAGAGCCUGACCCAGGAUUCAUAGAUACAUUAUUUGCCAGAAGUAUUUCAGUGCGACUUCUCGAACCGGGACACCUGAAAGAAGAUUAUCCAAUCACAACUUUCUAUGAAAACAAAAGAUUCUCAAGGUUUUUUGCAAACGGACCAAUAAACAUGAAGAAUUUUGAGGGCUGCUUCCCCAGAGGCGAAGUAAGUUCAAACGGUUGAAUAUUUUAACUUUUCAAUGGUUCUAUAGCUGAACCUUGAAUUUUAGUGGUCCUUUCCAAAAAAAGUGAGAAUUUUCUGUUUUCCGAAAAAACGUUGGGAUUGGAUAAUCUUUUUCCAAGUGACCCGGUUGGAGUAGUCGCACUGUAAAUCUGCGGCUUGGGUCCUUGCUUGCAACUCGCCUUUUAAUUGAACCCAACUUUCAUUUGAGUUGCGCUUCUACCAACCACCAAAGACUGAAGGCCAACCUGUUUAACCGACGCACACCACUUUCUUGACAAAUAUCUAGGGCUAAAUCAGAAUCAAAAUUAGCUUUGUAGCUCUGGCUGGACCUGCCUCGACUCUUCCCAGCUUAGAACGAAUAGCAACUGUCAGGCAAUUUGGUAGCAACGUCAGGGGCGACCUUUGAUCUGUUAAAAGCCCUCAUGGGAUUGGCUGGGAAAAUAAUGACACCAAAGUUAACAAUGGAACCAAGGAAGAAAACAAAAAAGCUGCGACCAUAAAGGUCCAAUUAAAUCAGAGGUUUUGAAGACCUGCGAGGCUACUGAGUUUAGGAUUUUGAAUUAGACUGAAAGGCCCUUUUACACCCGGCAGUGUUGUUAUAUACAGCUACUUCGAGAAAGAUUGUCGGAAAAAUGUGCACGCGACAAUCCCGAAAGGUAAUGUGGGAUAUGAUCAAUACAGUGUUUCUGACGACUGUACUUGUUGAACCUACUUUUGUUGCUUUCCUUUAGCACUCGCACGCACAUUUCCACGACCUUUCGUACCAAUUCUUUUAAAUUUCUUUAAAGAACAGUGAACUUAAAACCACCCACAUUGCAUUUCGGGUUUGUCGCGUGCACUUUUUCCGACAUCCUUGCUCGAUAUAGCUGUAUAUAUGAAGUAUAAGGUCAGGUUCUUGUCCUUUACAAAGUAACGUCCUUCGCGGCAUAUAAAUCACGUAGACUACGUUUUUUGACAGGUGAGAGUACAGUUAACGUAAAAUGGCAGAGACGAGCUUUCGAAAACAAGGCGAAAGACACUGAUGCAAGUCGAGAACAUGCACAAUACCGAAGACGUGCUCCAUACAACCGGACAGGUAAUGGGACUACACCUAUAUUAGCGACUUGAAUUUCGGUUAAUGCAUCCAGCAUUUUUGAAAUCAAUUAAAUUUCUUACACGUGACGAAGAAAUACACUCAUGCCACGAUCAAAUAUAUAGGACUUCUAGUAAGAUAGGCACCAUUAUAGCCGGCAGUUAAGUAUCGUUUGAUGGGAAAAAAGAACUUAAAAGAAAAGAUCCUGCAUGACUUGGCUUUAUUGGCCACGCGAUACUGCAUUACAGUUUAUGAAAUGUUACUUUAAAUGAAUGAUAUAUUCAUAUUUACGGGUUAUGCCUGUUUUUUAGUCGUAUUUUCAAUUUUAUGCCUUUACAAAAUAUAUGUUGCACUUAACGCUCAACUUCGCGGUUGCUCUUUCUUGCUGGAAAAAAAAGCAAAACAAAACAACAGUGUUUAUUAAAAGUGACUUAAAUUGUUCAAUGUAUAUGUAUUCACGACUCAUAAUCAAGGAUUGUAAGAAUUCGCGUUUCAGGAAGGCCACUUCAAUUACAAUACAGACACACAAAAAUUGUUGGAUCACGGGGUCACAAAAAUAAGCUUCCCCCAACCCCCUCCCUGUUCAAAUACAGCGUAUUGGCAAAUAUAUUUAUACAUUUUUCUUGUAUCUGUAUGUUCGUCUAUCUACCCAGGUUUGCACCAGAGCAGUAGUAAGGUAAAUUCACAAGGACAAGCAUCAAGCAGAAGCUUUAUUAGAGGUAACUCAAUUAUGCCCCCUGCUUCAGCUGAACUAACAUUAACACCAACUCAAGAAAAAGAAGACAAUACAAGCCAAGAAGAAGCAGCCAAAGCCGAAAUUAAAAGCACAGGUAACAAGAUUUAUCAAAACUGUUUACCCGCUAACAAUAUGUUAACGUUUUUCGUUUGCUUUAAAGAAAUUCAAUAGUUUGUUUUUUUAUCCAUAUUACGUUUUGGCGUUGGUGGGUGCAUUCAGCUGAGCAUUCAGUACCUUCCUACUUCUGGAUGCAAGAUCGUUCAUAUUGUCAUUAACAUUAGGAGUGAAGUGUAUACCUGAGAGACCUCCAAGGUGAGGUAUAAUCGAUGAAAUGCGAGACACGUGAAAAGCCCAAGCCUUCUCAAGUCUUUUACACUAGUUCAAGGAGCAGAGCCUGACCCAGGAUUCAUAGAUACAUUAUUUGCCAGACGUACUUCAGUGCGACUUCUCGAACCGGGACACCUGAAAGAAGAUUAUCCAAUCACAACGUUUUUUGAAAACAAAAGAUUCUCAAGAUUUUUUGCAAACGGACCAAUAAACAUGAAGAAUUUUGAGGGCUGCUUCCUGAGAGGCGAAGUCAGUUCAAACGGUUGAAUAUUUUAACUUUUCAACGGUCCUAUAGCUGAACCUUGAAUUUUAGUGGUCCUUUCCAAUAAAAGUGAGAAUCUUCUGUUUUCCGAAAAAACGUUGGGAUUGGAUAAUCUUUUUCCAAGUGACCCGGUUGGAGUAGUCGCACUGUAAAUCUGCGGCUUGGGUCCUGGCUUGCAACUCGCCUUAUAAUUGAACCCAACUUUCAUUUGAGUUGCGCUUCUACCAACCACCAAAGACUGAAGGCCAACCUGUUUAACCGACGCACACCACUUUCUUGACAAAUAUCUAGGGCUAAAUCAGAAUCAAAAUUAGCUUUGUAGCUCUGGCUGGACCUGCCUCGACUCUUCCCAGCUUAGAACGAAUAGCAACUGUCAGGCAAUUUGGUAGCAAAGUCAGGGGCGACCUUUGAUCUGUUAAAAGCCCUCAUGAGAUUGGCUGGGAAAAUAAUGACACCAAAGUUAACAAUGGAACCAAGGAGGAAAACAAAAGAGCUGCGACCAUAAAGAUCUAAUUAAAUCAGAUGUUCUGAAGACCUGCGAGGCUACUGAGUUUAGGAUCUUGUAUUAGACUGAAAGGCCCUUUUACACCCGGCAGUGUUGUUAUAUACAGCUACUUCGAGAAAGGUUGUCGGAAAAAUGUGCACGCGACAAUCCCGAAAGGUAAUGUGGGAUAUGAUCAAUACAGUGUUUGUGACGACUGCACCUAUCGAACCUACUUUUGUUGCUGUCCUUUAGCACUCGCAAACACAUUUCCACGGCCUUUCGUCGCAAUUCUUUUAAAUUUCUUUAAAGAACAGUGAACUUAAAACCGCCCACAAUGCAUUUCGGGAUUGUCGCGUGCACUUUUUCCGACAUCCUUGCUCGAAAUAGCUGUAUAUAUAAAGUAUAAAGUCAGGUUCUUGUCCUUUACAGAGUAACGUCCUUGGCGGCAUAUAAAUCACGUAGACUACGUUUUUUGACAGGUGGGAUUUUAGCAAACUUAAUAUCGCAGGGACUAGCUUUCGAAAACAAGGUGAAGGACAGAAGUACAAGGCGGGAACAUGCAAAAAAGCGAAGACGUGCUCCAUACAACCAGACAGGUAAUGGGACUACACCUAUAUUAGCGACUUGAAUUUCGGUUAAUGUAUUCAGCAUUUUUUAAAACCAAUUAAAUUUCUUACACGUAACGAAGAAAUACACUCAUGCCACAAUCAAAUAUAUAGGACUUCUAGUAAGAUAGGCACCAUUAUAGCCGGCAGUUAAGUAUCGUUAGAUUGAAAAAAAGAACUUAAAGGAAAAGAUCCCGCAUGACUUGGCUUUAUUGGCCAUUUGAUACUGCAUUACAAUUUAUGAAAUGUUACUUUAAAUGAAUGAGAUAUUCAUAUUAAAGGGUUAUGAUUUUUUAGUCGUAUUUUUAAUUUUAUGCCUUUACAAAAUAUAUAUUGCACGUGACGCUCAACCUCGCGCUUGCCCUUGCUCGCUGAAAAAGAAAAAGCGAAACAAAAAACACUGUUUAUCAAAAGUGACUUAAUUUGUUCAAUGUAUGUGUAUUCACGAGUCACAAUCAAGGAUUUGUAGCAAUUCGCGUUUUAGGAAGUCCACUUCAAUUAUAAUACACAACGGUUUAUCAGCACAACACGAUUAAUAGACACCAAAAAUUGUUGGAUGAGGGGGUCACAAAAAAAGCUCCCUCCACCCUCCUCCCCAUUGCCUGUUAAAAUACAGCGUGUUGGCAAACAUAUUUAUACGUUUUUCUUGCAUCUGUAUGUUCGUCUGCCUACCCAGGUUUGCACCAGAGCAGUAGUAAGGCAAAUUCACAAGGACAAGCAUCAGGCAGCAGCUUUAUUAGGGGUAACUCAAUUAUGGCCCCUGCUUCAGCUGAACUAACAUUAACAGCAGCUCAAGAAAAAGAAGACAAUACAAGCCAAGAAGAAGCAGCCAAAGCCGAAAUUAAAAGCAAAGGUAACAAGAUUUAUCAAAACUGUUUACCCGCUAACAAUAUCUUAACGUUUUUUGUUUGUUUUAAGGAAAUUCAAUAGUUUGUUUUUUUAUCCAUAUUACGUUUUGGCUUUGGUGGGUGCAUUCAGCUGAGCAUUCAGUGCGUUCCUACUUCUGGAUGCAAGAUCGUCCAUAUUCCCAUUAACAUUAGAGACCUCCAAGGUGAGGUAUAAUCGAUGGAAUGCGAGACAAAAGCCCAAGCCUUCUAAAGUUUUUCACACUGGUUCAAGGAGCAGAGCCUGACCCAGGAUUCAUAGAUACAUUAUUUGCCAGAAGUAUUUCAGUGCGACUUCUCGAACCGGGACACCUGAAAGAAGAUUAUCCAAUCACAACUUUCUAUGAAAACAAAAGAUUCUCAAGGUUUUUUGCAAACGGACCAAUAAACAUGAAGAAUUUUGAGGGCUGCUUCCCCAGAGGCGAAGUAAGUUCAAACAGUUGAAUAUUUUAACUUUUCAAUGGUUCUAUCGCUGAACCUUGAAUUUUAGUGGUCCUUUCCAAAAAAAGUGAGAAUUUUCUGUUUUCCGAAAAAACGUUGGGAUUGGAUAAUCUUUUUCCAAGUGACCCGGUUGGAGUAGUCGCACUGUAAAUCUGCGGCUUGGGUCCUGGCUUGCAACUCGCCUUAUAAUUGAACCCAACUUUCAUUUGAGUUGCGCUUCUACCAACCACCAAAGGCUGAAGGCCAACCUGUUUAACCGACGCACACCACUUUCUUGACAAAUAUCUAGGGCUAAAUCAGAAUCAAAAUUAGCUUUGUAGCUCUGGCUGGACCUGCCUCGACUCUUCCCAGCUUAGAACGAAUAGCAACUGUCAGGCAAUUUGGUAGCAACGUCAGGGGCGACCUUUGAUCUGUUAAAAGCCCUCACGGGAUUGACUGGGAAAAUAAUGACACCAAAGUUAACAAUGGAACCAAGGAAGAAAACAAAAGAGCUGCGACCAUAAAGGUCCAAUUAAAUCAGAGGUUCUGAAGACCUGCGAGGCUACUGAGUUUAGGAUUUUGAAUUAGACUGAAAGGCCCUUUUACACCCGGCAGUGUUGUUAUAUACAGCUACUUCGAGAAAGAUUGUCGGAAAAAUGUGCACGCGACAAUCCCGAAAGGUAAUGUGGGAUAUGAUCAAUACAGUGUUUCUGACGACUGUACUUGUUGAACCUACUUUUGUUGCUUUCCUUUAGCACUCGCACACACAUUUCCACGACCUUUCGUACCAAUUCUUUUAAAUUUCUUUAAAGAACAGUGAACUUAAAACCACCCUCAUUGCAUUUCGGGAUUGUCGCGUGCACUUUUUCCGACAUCCUUGCUCGAUAUAGCUGUAUAUAUGAAGUAUAAGGUCAGGUUCUUGUCCUUUACAAAGUAACGUCCUUCGCGGCAUAUAAAUCACGUAAACUACGUUUUUUGACAGGUGAGAGUACAGUUAACGUAAAAUGGCAGAGACGAGCUUUCGAAAACAAGGCGAAAGACACUGAUGCAAGUCGAGAACAUGCACAAUACCGAAGGCGUGCUCCAUACAACCAGACAGGUAAUGGGACUACACCUAUAUUAGCGACUUGAAUUUCGGUUAAUGUAUUCAGCAUUUUUGAAAUCAAUUAAAUUUCUUACACGUGACGAAGAAAUACACUCAUGCCACGAUCAAAUAUAUAGGACUUCUAGUAAGAUAGGCACCAUUAUAGCCGGCAGUUAAGUAUCGUUUGAUGGGAAAAAAGAACUUAAAAGAAAAGAUCCUGCAUGACUUGGCUUUAUUGGCCACGCGAUACUGCAUUACAGUUUAUGAAAUGUUACUUUAAAUGAAUGAUAUAUUCAUAUUUACGGGUUAUGCCUGUUUUUUAGUCGUAUUUUCAAUUUUAUGCCUUUACAAAAUAUAUGUUGCACUUAAUGCUCAACUUCGCGGUUGCUCUUUCUUGCUGGAAAAAAAAGCAAAACAAAACAACAGUGUUUAUCAAAAGUGACUUAAAUUGUUCAAUGUAUAUGUAUUCACGACUCAUAAUCAAGGAUUGUAAGAAUUCGCGUUUCAGGAAGGCCACUUCAAUUACAAUACAGACAAACAAAAAUUGUUGGAUCACGGGGUCACAAAAAUAAGCUUCCCCCAACCCCCUCCCUGUUCAAAUACAGCGUAUUGGCAAAUAUAUUUAUACAUUUUUCUUGUAUCUGUAUGUUCGUCUAUCUACCCAGGUUUGCACCAGAACAGUAGUAAGGUAAAUUCACAAGGACAAGCAUCAAGCAGAAGCUUUAUUAGAGGUAACUCAAUUAUGCCCCCUGCUUCAGCUGAACUAACAUUAACACCAACUCAAGAAAAAGAAGACAAUACAAGCCAAGAAGAAGCAGCCAAAGCCGAAAUUAAAAGCACAGGUAACAAGAUUUAUCAAAACUGUUUACCCGCUAACAAUAUGUUAACGUUUUUCGUUUGCUUUAAAGAAAUUCAAUAGUUUGUUUUUUAAUCCAUAUUACGUUUUGGCGUUGGUGGGUGCAUUCAGCUGAGCAUUCAGUACCUUCCUACUUCUGGAUGCAAGAUCGUUCAUAUUGUCAUUAACAUUAGGAGUGAAGUGUAUACCUGAGAGACCUCCAAGGUGAGGUAUAAUCGAUGAAAUGCGAGACACGUGAAAAGCCCAAGCCUUCUCAAGUCUUUUACACUAGUUCAAGGAGCAGAACCUGACCCAGGAUUCAGUCAUACAUUAUUUUCCAGAAGUAUUUCAGUGCGACCACUCGAACCGGGGCACCUGGAAGAAGAUUAUCCAAUCACAACGUUUUUUGAAAACAAAAGAUUCUCAAGGUUUUUUGCAAACGGACCAAUAACAUUAAAAAUUUUGAAGGCUGCCUCCUGAGAGGCGAGGUAAGUUCAAACGCCGUUAAAUAUUAAACUUUUCAACGGUCGUAUAGCUGAACCUUGAAUUUUAGUGGUCCUUUCCAAAAAAAAAUUGAGAAUCUUCUGUUUAAAAAAAAAACGUUGGGAUUGGAUAAUCUUUUUCCAAUUGACCCGGUUUGAGUAGUAGCACUGUAAAUUAGCGGUUUGGGUGCUGGCUUGCAACUCGCCUUGAUGAUUGAACCAAACUUUCACUGGGCUUGCGCUUCUACCAACCUCCAAAAAACUGAAGGCCAACCUGUUUAACCGACGCACGCCACUUUCUUGACAAAUAUCUAGGGCUGAAUCAAAAUCAAAAUUAGCUUUAUAGUUCUGUCUGGACCUGGCUGGAUUCUUCUCCGCUUAGAACGAAUAGCAACUGUCAGGCAAUUUGGUAGCAAAGUCAGGGGCGACCUUUGAUCUGUAAAAAGCCCUCAUGGGAUUGGCUGGGAAAAUAAUGACACCAAAGUUAACAAUAGAACCAAGGAAGAAAACAAAAGAGCUGCGACCAUAAAGGUCCAAUUAAAUCAGAGGUUCUGAAGACCUGCGAGGCUACUGAGUUUAGGAUGUUGAAUUAGACUGAAAGGCCCUUUUACACCCGGCAGUGUUGUUAUAUACAGCUACUUCGAGAAAGAUUGUCGGAAAAAUGUGCACGCGACAAUCCCGAAUGGUAAUGUGGGAUAUGAUCAAUACAGUGUUUCUGACGACUGUACUUGUUGAACCUACUUUUGUUGCUUUCCUUUGGCACUCGCACGCACAUUUCCACGACCUUUCGUACCAAUUCUUUUAAAUUUCUUUAAAGAACAGUGAACUUAAAACCACCCACAUUGCAUUUCGGGAUUGUUGCGUGCACUUUUUCCGACAUUCUUGCUCGAUAUAGCUGUAUAUAUGAAGUAUAAAGUCAGGUUCUUGUCCUUUACAAAGUAACGUCCUUCGCGGCAUAUAAAUCACGUAAACUACGUUUUUUGACAGGUGAGAGUACAGUUAACGUAAAAUGGCAGAGACGAGCUUUCGAAAACAAGGCGAAAGACACUGAUGCAAGUCGAGAACAUGCACAAUACCGAAGGCGUGCUCCAUACAACCAGACAGGUAAUGGGACUACACCUAUAUUAGCGACUUGAAUUUCGGUUAAUGUAUUCAGCAUUUUUGAAAUCAAUUAAAUUUCUUACACGUGACGAAGAAAUACACUCAUGCCACAAUCAAAUAUAUAGGACUUCUAGUAAGAUAGGCACCAUUAUAGCCGGCAGUUAAGUAUCGUUAGAUGAGAAAAAAGAACUUAAUGGAAAAGAUCCCGCAUGACUUGGCUUUAUUGGCCACGCGAUACUGCAUUACAGUUUAUGAAAUGUUACUUUAAAUGAAUGAGAUAUUCAUAUUUACGGGUUAUGCCUGUUUUUUUAGUCGUAUUUUUAAUUUUAUGCCUUUACAAAAUAUAUGUUGCACUUGACGCUCAACUUCGCGGUUGCCCUUUCUUGCUGGAAAAAAAAGCAAAACAAAAAAACACUGUUUAUCAAAAGUGACUUAAAUUGUUCAAUGUAUGUGUAUUCACGACUCACAAUCAAGGAUUGUAAGAAUUCGCGUUUCAGGAAGGCCACUUCAAUUAGAAUACACAACGGGUUUUCAGCACAACGCGAUUAAUAGACACCAAAAAUUGUUGGAUCACGGGGUCACAAAAAUAAGCUUCCCCCAACCCCCUCCCUGUUCAAAUACAGCGUACUGGCAAAUAUUUUUAUACAUUUUUCUUGUAUCUGUAUGUUGGUCUAUCUACCCAGGUUUGCACCAGAGCAAUAGUAAGGUAAAUUCACAAGGACAAGCAUCAAGCAGAAGCUUUAUUAGGGGUAACUCAAUUAUGGCCCCUGCUUCAGCUGAACUAACAUUAACACCAACUCAAGAAAAAGAAGAUAAUACAAGCCAAGAAGAAGCAGCCAAAGCCGAAAUUAAAAGCACAGGUAACAAGAUUUAUCAAAACUGUUUACCUGCUAACAAUAUGUUAACGUUUUUUGUUUGUUUUAAGGAAAUUCAAUAGUUUUUUUUUUAAUCCAUAUUACGUUUUGGCUUUGGUGGGUGCAUUCAGCUGAGCAUUCAGUGUGUUCCUACUUCUGGAUGCAAGAUCUUUCAUAUUCCCAUUAACAUUAGGAGUGAAGUGUAUACCUGAGAGACCUCCAAGGUGAGGUAUAAUCGAUGGAAUGCGAGACAAAAGCUCAAGCCUUCUAAAGUUUUUCACACUGGUUCAAGGAGCAGAGCCUGACCCAGGAUUCAUAGAUACAUUAUUUGCCAGAAGUAUUUCAGUGCGACUUCUCGAACCGGGACACCUGAAAGAAGAUUAUCCAAUCACAACGUUUUUUGAAAACAAAAGAUUCUCAAGGUUUUUUGCAAACGAACCAAUAAACAUGAAGAAUUUUGAGGGCUGCUUCCUGAGAGGCGAAGUCAGUUCAAACGGUUGAAUAUUUUAACCUUUCAAUGGUUCUAUAGCUGAACCUUGAAUUUUAGUGGUCUUUUCCAAAACAAGUGAGAAUUUUCUGUUUUCCAAAAAAAUGUUGGGAUUGGAUAAUCUUUUUCCAAUUGACGCGGUUUGAGAAGUCGCCCUGUGAAUUUGUGGUUUGGGGUGUACUUGACCAUGACUGCAUAAUGCUUCAAAGUAGUUUUGCUGGUAGUUUUCUUUUUCUUUAAAUUAGCAUGAGCUUCAGUCACAAUCUUAGGUAGUUAACUAAUAUUUUGAGGGAAAAUUCUUUGAAAUAACACCCUAUAUGAAAAGGAAGAGAUCAUAAUGGUUGGAAUAAUUAUGCCAGGAUUUUAUAUUUGUUCUGGUUGCUGAAGUGUUUAUUGUACAUGCUAAAUUACUAAAAAAGAGUAAAAAAAAAACAGAUCGGCCCAUGAAUAAGAUCUUUUUUCAUAUUAUUGUCACUCUGGUACAGGUACUUCAAAGACAAACUACCGGCAUCUUGUUUUAGUUAAUUCAUCAUCAGAAAACUUCGAAAAGUGAUGCUGCACUUAUCGUUUGAUUUGGGAUCAAAUUCAUCUUCCCUAAAAAAGAAAAGUAAAUAAACAAGGGAUAUGUCAAUAUUUCAUUACCUUGUUAUUGAUUCAACAACAAGCAAAGAAGUAACCACAGAAAACCCAAACCUAUACCCUUGUGUACCUCGUUGAGGAUAAUCCCAAAACCAACCUAAAAUACAGAAAAUUAUAAUUAUAAUCGAUUUGUCGACCCUUUUAAUGUUCUUUAAUUGCAGUUUUGAAUGUAUAGCAGCUGAACACAGCAAAGAGAAAAAUUUCUAGCAUAGAUAAUUUUGAAAUUUCAAUAAAUGUUGAAUCGAUCAAAAUGGAGUUUUGCAAGAUCGAAAUUGGAGGGUAAGCAAUCGCCCAUUUUUUAAAAAGCUAUUUGCUUACACGUAAUCUUUGAUUUAAUUUAACAGUGAGAUGUUGUUUGAUCGAUCAAAAUCAUGUAGAAUUUGAGCAUCAAACAACUCUACGUGCUUUACAAAUCUGCCUUUUCCGUGAGAGCUCGAUACAAGUUAAUCCAUAUAUGCCAAAAAAAGUUAGUCAAAGAAUAUUUCUUUCCACCGAUAUAGUAAGUUUCCGUUCUAUACCCAGACAGCCGGGAAGCACGAGACUUGGACCAAGCAGAAACUUCUGCGAUGAACAGUCAGAUUCGUUUGUUUCGAUGAAUUAGCAAUUAAUGCACCGAAACGGUAAUUUACUGCCACUUUCAUGCAACUAGGUGCAAACUAUGCUAUAUUACUAAAUCAAAGCAAUUUCUCUGCUUUUAAAUUUCCCACUGUGUCUUACUGUUUUGCGAUAAAAGCUAUAAAGCAUAAAAGUUCUAAGGUGUUUACAGCGACUUGUGUGUUUGAACAGAUCGGACAGUCAAGUUGUACAAUUUAGCACGAAAACGGUCCAUACGUUUAUAUAAAAGUGCUUCUUCCUUGCACCUCGGUACACGCUUACUCGCCAAAACAAAGCCCAAUAGUGUUUCUUCAACUGCUAUAUAAAUUCUCGUGACUUGGACUAAACAUAAAAAGUGAACAUUACCUACCUUUUUAGCAUGUCUUCUUCUCACAACCAGCGAUCGCAACGCCGAUCUCGAUUAAACGGAUCAAGCCACUGUAUUUGUCUGACAGUUCCGGGAUACAUUGUCCUCUAGACAACACAUAUCACUAAAUAUUUCGACCAAAAUAAUUGUCGAUCUCUCAUAGAGGCAACAAAACCACAACGUUAACGCUACCCUUCGACAAAAACGCUGCCUUUUGUUCUCGACAACAUGUCAAGAAGAUUUUGUCUCUAAGCCAAUGAAUUUGCCGGAAAUCCAUCACGUGAUAAUCCGCCAGUACAGGCAUGCGCUUUAAAGAUCAGAGGGCGAUUCGACGACGAAGGAACAACCAAGGCCAGAACCAUACCCGUCUCUUCCUGAAAGGAAGGCCCGGUAAAAAUAAUUUCUUAAGGAUGACGUCAUAAGCUGAAAUUUGCGAAGUCACUGAAAGCUAAAGAUUGUUGAAAGCCAAGAACGCCCAGUGAACCUCUAUCGACUUCACACCUAGAAUGCAGUGGAUUUUCUACUCAGAUAAUCAUUUCUUCGUUAAAUUACGUUGGUGGGCCGGGAUAUCUUUUCCUUAGCAAAAAAUAUCGAAGACAUCAUUCCUUUUUGCUAUCUAUGAAACAGGUUUGCGUGAGGACACAAGUAAAGUUAGUGUACUCCGACGAGUUUUUGAGGAAGGUUCGUUCAGAAGAGCUGAAGCGCAAAAUGACGACGAAAGCCGUGCACCAAAACGAAUACGUACCUCAUAUAGAAGGACAGGUAAUUUGGAAGUAAUAUAAGAAAAAAUUAAUGGCAUCAAUUACAGGACUUAUAAGUCGAACUUUAAGAUUGUAGUCAGUAACGUUAAGGCCAAACGUCGAACUUUUCGUGAGACGAACCAAACUCUAAUUUGGAUCGAUCUAAAUUUGAGUUAAGACCAUCUUUUGGGUCAGACGGCGAAGCCUAUUCAGUUCCCUUUCGUAAACGGUCUUUGCCAUUUUUAACGGUCGAUGCCACCCGGCAUUGGUAACCAAGCCCUUAGUCAUGAUAGAUGCAAUAUAUUCCCUGGAUUAAGUUACAAUAAGGAAAAUAAUACGUUUUUGGAUAGUCUUAGAAAGAACGACGUUGAUGCCCAAUCUGAAUUUACGUUAAAAGUUAUAGAAAGGGCUAGGGUCACCUGUUAUUGAUGUAUCAGUUAAGAAAAAUAGUUUGUUAGUUUAUGUACUUACAUUUUUCGGAAUUUUGGCGAGUCAGUGUAGUAGUGUAGUGGUAGUGGAGAGAGAUAAGGAUGCUCGAAAGGUCCGGGUUCAACCCUGCGUUGAGAUUUUCUUUCUUUUUAAUAGAAACGCUCUCAAUAACAAGUCAAAAAUUUUCCAAGUGUCUUAAAAAUGGCAGCGACAGUUUACGAAACGGAGAACUGCGACGGCGAACUUAGGACGCGUCGAAUCAAUCAACCGAAUGAGACCAAAAAGCAAUUUUAGCCGACUGAGGCUAAAUAUACAUUCUCGUACAAAUUUUGAAUUUUUUAGUUAUAGUUCGUCGCAUGUGAAAAUCGACGUUUGACCUGGAGACGAUCUUCAGACGUUCUAUUUUAUCUGUUCGAAUUAGGAGCAGACGGAUAGAACGUGUUGGACGACCCAAACUCACUCAGGCGAAUUUUACUGAGCCAGACGUCGAACUUUUCACGAACUGGACUCACUAUGUUGGGUUCGUCACAUGAAAAGCUCGAGGUUUGGCCUAGACAUGAGGUGGGUUUUCCAGUUCGAUACAGAAGGCACGUUAGGAGAGUAAACUAUUGAGCAAUUAUUGAAUUAGGCUUUCGUGUGACCUGAAGAAUUAUAUGGAGAUAGGGGAAGUUUUAAUAUCCUUCGAGAUCAAAGUGCGUAGUGUUCAGAACAUACAAAAGCCAUAUUUAAUCAGGGCUUUGAGGUUGCCGUCCCUUUUUUGGAGAUUACCCUGUACUACUGAAGUCAUAUUCUGAUAGCAGGAGCUGAAAUUGAUUAUCUAUACUGGCAGUAACUGGUUUGAAAAGCGUUUGUACUCUAGCCGUGGGACUGUCAAAUUGAUAAAAGUAUAUGAGUUUGUGCCUCACCUUUUAUGGAAACCUGUUAAACCACAGGGUAUGGACAAACAUAAACUUCUCUUUUAUUCCUUAUAUGUGCGUGUAUUUUAUUUUGUUUCAGGCAAAGUUACUCCAAAACCAGCUAAUGCGAAAGAGAAGGACAAAAGCCGUGUGCAAUCAGCGAAAGACGAAAUACUUUCAAGUGGUAGUCGAGGUAAGAACUUUUGACUAAAAACAUUGAGUCAGACAGCUCAUUAUUACUUUAUACUUUACUGAACGUACGGUGGUUUUCAUUUCAGUUUUCACUGAAAAAUGAUGCAACCGGCCCGUUACAAUAAGCGUAGCUUUAAUUCAUCAGUGAUUCAUUAUAGACUGCCACAGCUAUUGUAAUUACACCGAAAAAAUGCGUCGUUAGUUUUUACAAAUGCCGCACAACAUACCGGUGUUACACCGGAAAAAGUGUCAGGCAGUACCACCGCCAGGUAUGUCGGAAGUGGUUGGGGGAGUAUAACUUAGAAAGAAGAUGUGACCUAAAACUAGUUGUAAAAUAGCAGUCUGGGUAUAAAUUCCCCUUCAACUUACCCAGUUGAAACUUGACACGGGAUGUCCCUUAUUACCUAGUAGGAUUUUUGAUCUCCAGGAAAUAAAAAAAUGAUGAUGUUUUCUGGCCAUGUAGUCGUAUUGGGAUAAAACAAAAACAAAAGCUAAAAAAUAAUCAGGAAAUACGUUUUACUUCUAGAAUAUAGAAAACAUCAUCGUAUAUCUGUAUGUGUGUGUUUUCAAACAGAUUUGAAUGAGAAGACAUGUAAAGUGAGUGUGCUUAAGCAAGCUUUUGAGGAAAUUUCUUCCAUAUCAGCUGAACGUAAAGAAGGUGUCGAAACCCGUGAACAUGCAGCAGAAGGAAAACAUUCUCCACAAACCAGGAAAGGUAAAAUUUACGCCUUAUCAGCACCUUAAUUUCAAUUAUACUGAGAUGGCUCCUAACUUACCAAAAUAUAAACAAGGCAUUAUAGGAAAAAUUAUGUCUUGUUUGCAAAAUAGCUGCAUGUUUAUUUUCUGUACAAAAUGGAUAUCUAAUGAGCGCAACGAUGCCGACUCCAGGGCUGCUUGAACGUCUGUGAAUGCUUUUGCAUUAAGCAUUUGCAAUCAUGUGUCUGUGAAUGUUUCUUUUUUCUUCUUCCGUGCGCGUGGAGGAAAAGGAGUGCAAAGAGAUCAACGGUGGCGUGGAGAAAGGGCCAUGUUCGUACCCAUUCCGCAGAGCGUAUGUCGUCUUCUUCCUUUCUCUAAAUAGCAAUUGCAAAACCCGGUCGCUUACAGGAGUUGGUCGUUUACUAGAGGUUCCAGCUGUAAGGCUUUGACUGGGAAAAUGUUGGUGUUUUGGAUAGGAGGUCGCUUAUGGGAGGUGGUCGCUUACAAGAGGUGAUUGCACAUGGAGGUUCGACUGUACAUUGGCCCCCUGGGUUCUCUUGAGGUUUCCUUGGCACUUUCUGUUUUGUAUUGUUCCUUUUUCUUUUUUAAUAAAUCGAACAAUCACAAUUACACGUUCCUGUUAUUUCUUUCUUUUCUCUCUCUCUUCCUCUGUUUCUCCCUUCUUCUCAUUUUUUUUCUUUUCGUACCAAUUUGGCACAUUUUGGCAUAAUUCCCGUCAUAACAGAAAAUAAAUAAAUUAUUAAAACACCUGUUUUUGUCCGGUUUUGUUUCCGAUAGUACCAGGUGAAAUCAUAGCUCGAGGACCCGAGGCAAAACGUGCUUAUGAAAAUGCUUUGAAGAAUGGAAAGGUAAAGGUGUAUCGUGGUCGAAUCAUGUUCAUCGGCCAAGAUCGAGCGGGAAAGACGAGUUUAAAAAAACAUCUUCUUGGCCUGCCAUUUGACCCUGAUGAACAGAGUACAGACGGGGUUGAAGUUGACCCAUCUACAUUUGAAUUUGACGUCGAUCAUGCCACCAAUUGGAAGAUCACCAAUGAAAAGCUCAUUUUUGCCAACGAGCUUGCAAAAGUAGUGGCAGGAAAACUUCAGGAACAGAAAACUAACAUGAACCAGAAAGGUCAAGAUGAAAAGAAUAGUAAGGUUAGCAAAAUGUCCUGCAAUCGUCUCGAAAGAACUAGUUUCACUUAUUGACGUAAUUUGCCGUCCUCCUUACUGGGUUGAAGAAACCUGACCUAAUUAAAACCUCACACUUAAGGAUACUAACGUAAAUUGCUCUUCGCCGAUUUUGUCGUAAACCUGGCCAGUUUUUCAGAAAUAAAGAAUACCGAUGUUGGAAAACGCCAGUUGUUAAAAAAUCAGAUAAGUGUUCGUCAUAUUUAAUUAUGAAGAGCGAUAUAGUUGGGCUCCAAAAAGUAGUAUAGGGCGCAGAUUUAAGGCAGUUUUCUACCUUUUUUUAAGUGGAAUCUGUGCUCAUUGGAGAGAAGUAGAAUUAUACAUUAACGCCGAUGAGGUCAUCGCCUUUUGUCUUUAUCUCGUGACUAAAAAUCAGGACGUAGAAAAAUCUCAUUAUGAUAACGUCACGUUCGUUUUUAGGUUGUUUAACCGAUUUCACAGGUUUCAGAUUUUUAGUUAUUUUUUCAUUUCUAACGAAGGAAUACUCGCUAAACUUUCAUUAACGUACAAUCACUAAAAGGUAACUAACGUAACUGCCAGUUCCGCUCCACUGAAUUUUGGCGCGCAAUUCGUGCACAUUAACGUGGGUAAUAGGAAAGCGGCUCCUCUUUCAACAACUAACAAGAUAGUUUUUGGCGAAAUGUUUUACUUACCCUUUUCCUCCUUUUAUUGAUUCUUUCUUUAUAUAUUUAGAAUUUUUUCCGACAAACGGAAAAGAAGGACACCGAAGAAGCUGGAUUUCAUUCUCACAUAUCUAGCAAUUUGGACAUCGCGCUUGAAGAACUUACGAGCUGCAUGAUCGACGGGAAGAUGGAAGAAGCUUCCCCUCCAGAAGACGUACCAGAAAUAGUGACUGCAGAACCUACAAUUUCCAUACCCGAGUUGAAGAUAGACCCAGCCCAUCCUCCAGAAGACUUCACAGAAAUACUUGUUCAGCAUUUAAAGGGAUUAAAUCUGGAAAAAGAUGCGGAACAAGCUGAACGUCACACGACGCUAGAUCUAUGGGACUUUGCAGGACAACAUCUUUAUUACGCUUCAUAUCCUGUGUUUUUGACGAAAAGAGCAAUUUAUCUGUUGGUCUGCAAUUUGAAUAAGCCACUUGAAGCGGAGGCCCAACCCUCUUUUAAACGAGAAAAUUGCGAAGUUCGUCUAAGGAAUCCAAAUUCCGAGACAAAUUUAGACAACCUAAUGUCAUGGCUUGCUUCAGUAAGUACUACGUGUUCACAACAAACAAAAGCGGGUAAAGAGGAAGAGAGGGAGCUCGAAUACCUGCGUCCUCCAGUAUUCAUUGUAGGAACACAUGCUGAUGAGCCAUAUAAAAGUAAUAUCAAGGAUAUUGAAUCACAGAUCCAGAAAGCGAUUUCGGGAAAAAGCUUUGCAAAACAUGUGAUUCGUCCUUUCUUUGCAAUUUCUAACAAGUCAGGUUCAGACGAAAAGCAGCUCGUCGAUCUCAAAGACAAGAUAAUGGAGGUCUUAAAGCAGGAGCCAUACAUGGGAGAGGAGUUGCCACUUCGGUAAGUUUUGUCACGAAAGAUCACUCCAAAGCAGUUUCCUACUGUAUAAUAUCAUAUUUCCACGCUGUGAAUUUUUUUCGAUGAUCUUGAAAGCUACAACCAAUUGCAAAGCUACUGGGGCACUUCGACGAAAACCGGCCUUUUUACAUCAAAUGGCUGCUAGGCUCACAUCUCCGAGAAAUAACACUUAACCCCUUUCUCCCCUCCAUUCAAAGUAUUUCCUCCAAGUUUUCAGCAUUUUACAAGAGGAUCACAAGCACAAGAUCAUGCACAGGCCAAACAAGGUAGUGUGUCAAGUAUUUUUGCAAAUGGUUGUAGCUUCUUCAAAACACCAUUCCAGGUGCAACUUUAUGUUCAAUCUUGAUUUGCUAGGAUGUUACUAAGACGAGGAACGAAGAACUAGUAACGAGCAUGGAGAAAGGGAAAAUUAAACCAAAAUGGCAACAAAGAAGAGAAUGGGUAAUCAAUUUACUGAUGCUGCUAGGGUGGACGUUAAGUUUUGUUACCAUUUUUCAAGUCCCUUUACCCGUACUCUCGUUCCGAGUUAGUUACAUCCGAUUUAAAAAACCUUUCUAUACAUAUGCUCCUUUUACCUUGUCUCAAACUUUCAUUCAGAAUACCGUUCGAUUUAACGCUAAACCUAACCACUUUGAUGACUUUUUCGGUCAUAACUUCGUUUUUCCUGCAGGUGGUUCAAUUUUGAGAAGGUCAUUAAAAGCUUGGUUGCAGCGAGCAUACAGUACUUGGGCCUAAAGGAUCUACGGACGAUUGUUCAGAAAGUAUGCUUCAUCGAAGACGAGAAGGAGAUGGACACCAUGCUGGAUUUUUAUCACGACCUUGGAAUCAUUGUUAAACACCGAAACACAGUUAUACUGCAGUCCCAAUGGCUAAUUGAUAUUUUCAGGAAACUUAUAACCAUCCGUCAUUUCAACGAUAUGGUAAUUUAAAAGUAAAACUUUUGGGAUAAAUGGGCUAAUUUCCUUAGGAUUUAUUAGUAUGAACAUUGUUGGGGGUUACAUAAAAAUCUAUGCAACAUCGCAGAAAUUCACCAACACACAGCUUAUCUCCAUAGGCGCACGGGCUAAGGGGGAGGGGGAAGGGGGCGAGAUUCCUCACAAAACGCUCCAUUAUUCGGGAAAACAGCACUUGGGAUAAGACUUAAAAACAAAAAGGAAGUCAAAACACAGAGUUUUAGUAUAUACACACUCAGUGAUCUCAGUGAUUUAAGCAAUCUGAUUAGUUCGUUAUCUCGGAUUAUUCAACAAUAUUCACCUACUUGCGAGUGGAUAAUGUGUGAGCUCGGUUUUUUUCUUAAUUUUUAAAGAACGAUCUUUUAAAAGAACGACACAACAAACUUUUUUGGCUAUAAACUUGGCGAGUCAACAGAAAACAACAAAGCUUUACUUUUCUUCUCAGGUAAGGAAACAAUUUAAACUUUUAACGGUUCUAUUUAAGCCAUUACGCUGUUGUUUGCGAAGUGAUAAGCUUGUAUGUGAAUUACCAUGUUUGAAAAUCCUACAGCUUCCCCGUGAUUUGAUCUGUCAAUCAAAUCAUACUCGCCUUUUUAAUGGUUUCCUCUCUGAUUUUGUUGAGAUCACUCCGUGUGUAUAUACUAAAACAAUUAUUCUUUUCAAUCUCGGUGAAUAGUGGCUUUAGGAAUAUUUACCUCGAUUCCAAAGGAUGAUUGUUAAUGUAACCACGACAGUCGUUUCUAAACGUCAGUCUAAAUCCGCACAUGUCAGAUUUAGAUGCGUGGUGUCGAUACCUGUUAUUCACUCUUCAUCCCAGUACCUUCAUUGAUUUCUGUCCGUGGUGUCCAUUGUGAGCUGGGAAUCUAAGAUCUCUAGAUACAUUUCAGUUUAGAGCGAUCAGUUCGAUACUGAAAACUUAUCUUCGUAGCACGAUGUGACAGAAUAGAUUGUGCUCGCUAACGUUCAUAUUGGGCACUCCUAUGAGUAUAAAUCAUUGUGAACAGAUCUGAAACGGAAAACGCCACGGGAGGAGUGAAUUUUCAAAGUAUGUUUCUGAUUUUACCAGAUCAAAUAUACUACGCGACGUCUCUCUCGAAAUUAUUACUGUUUCACUAAGCGUGAGAAUUUUAAACGUUUUUGUUUUUGAUACGAUGUAAGUACUUUUGUAUCUCGUUUACAACACCAAGACGUUGGGGCAUUGAGUAAUUUCUUCGGGCAAGGUCGCCGACGCCGCUGCCCCCGAGCCAAAGUCCGAAAGUGCCCGUAGGUCUAUGAGCUUACUUAAGGCUCUUCAAAAAUACAAUAUUUCAAACUACAGAUGAAAAGGAGUUGUUUAGGAGGCGCUCGAUCGUGUGUGGAAGCCUUUUAAAUUUAAGAACAUCAGAUUUGCAUUUUUAUUUCUUUCUUGUGGUAACAUAUUCGUUCCAUUUUUGCAGAAAUCCAAGCAUUCCCUACUGUGGAAAAAAAUGGAGAUAACCGGUGUUCUCUCAAUGGAACUCGUCGAUCACGUGUUUUCCAAAUUUUGUCAGCAAGGCUUUGCGAAAGAAAACAUCUUACACUUGAUGGAACGGUUUGGUUUGAUUGCCAAGUGUGCAUUUCCUAUAAAUGGUGUGAAGUACUUUGUUCCAGCUCAACUACGUUCACAACCUGGACGACUUUGCCAUUUAAAACCAGCCCUGACAGACCCAUGCCCGUUAUAUCUUCAGUUUCCAUCUGGAUUUGUUCCACACGGGCUUUUUACGCGACUCGUAUCUCGUUGUACCAGAUGGUGUUCCAAAAUUGGAUUCAAGGAGGCGCCCAGACUUUUUGAUGGGGUAGCAAGGUUUACGCUACUAUCAAAGGAUUUUUCUCACCAGCUAAUCUGUAUUCGCCAGAAACGCUUUAUUAAGUUUGUUUUACGUCAUUUUAAAACGCAACAGUGUCAAGAAGCUCCAGUGAUAGAAAUUGAAGAAAUGGCUUCCCUCGUGUGGAGAUUUCUGAAACACACAAUGACUUCUUUGAUGGAUGAGUGGCCCUACUUGACCAGUUUGGAAUAUAAUUGGUGCGUCGAAUGUACCGACUGUUCUGAGGAACACGUCACGUGUGAUAGCCAUGGCAAAGUAGCUUGCAGGCACGAUGAUUGUUCGUGCCUUCUUAAAAUUCUGCGAGACGGGCAAAUGAACAAUUGCCUAAAGAGCUUCGGCAAUAAUACCACGAAUGUUCCAGGACUAGAAAAAUGGUUUCCCAUCAAAGGUGAGAAAAACCUAACUGUAACUACUUGAAAUUUGCAUGUUUGCCUGACUUUCAUUGCACCAAAUACCUCGAUAUUUUUCGCUUAGGUCGUCUUAGCCCUGUUCCCUAAAAGCAAGUACACAAUUAACGGUAGAGGCCCAAAAUGUGGAUGUCACAUAUUUUAAUAAUAAUGUUCGCCAUUGGUGCAUCAGUAAGCAACACCCUAUAAUAUAUAUAUUUAACGAUAAACAAAUCGAAUUUGGAUGUGAGUCUGUAGCACAAGGAACAAAGUUACUCGAUUCUUUCUUGCUUAUCAGGCUUACUUAUCGGGAACUUUUUGUUGUAUAUGGCACUGUCUUAAUUCAACAAGGGCCGUAACAACAGGUUAUUCCUUUUGCUGAUGCCUCAGUUACCACAGUUGUCCUUCCAAGACGCCGUUGUGAGAGUCGCACCCUCCCCCUUCUUCAAAGUCCAGAUACAAAGGCGAACUAGUGAUAAAAGGCGUUAAGUAGCAAUUGUCGAGGAAACGCUUGUAAUGACGCAAUCAAGAGUCUGAAAUUUUCCUACUUUUGUCGGAAGACAAACUUUAUUAAACUUGGCAAAAAAUCCCAUCCCAAGUUAUUCUGUUAGGUCAUGUUACCCUUCCGCGAAAACUCUGCACCCAAACAUUGUUUCACAACAGGCUGCACGGCAAAGGGCACAACGCCAGUUAUGACAAUGCCAGAGGAUGAACCCAGGUGCAGAACUUAAGUCAACCACCAGGAAGCGUGCCCUGCUUCGUUCACCUCAGGCUAAAUAUUCUUACUUUUCUGCCGAUUUAAGGCUGAAAGUAUUCUUGUAUUAUUCUUAGUUUAUAGCGUAUGAUAUUUCCCUUUUGGAGUAUUAUAAUUUUAAUAAACGUUCUUUUUCAUGUAGACGUUCGCCCAGGUCAUCAUCCUGGAACAGACUUUGUCUACAAAAUGACUGCUCUUCCAAGAGGGAUUGCACUGAUCAUUAAUAACGAGCUGUUUGCAGAUAAUACUGAACAUGGCAGACAAACACCACGCCACGGCUCAGAGGAAGAUGUCCGUCAAGUAAAAGAAAUGUUCAGCGCUCUGGGAUUUGAGGUACACAUUAGAGAGAAUCGUACUAAAACAGAGAUGUUGAACGAGGUAGACUUUUUUGCAUACGAAAAGGACCACAGUGACUACGAUUGUUUUGUGCUCUGGCUCAUGAGUCAUGGAAGCAGUGGCGAAGUGUUUGGCUCUGAUGGUGUUCCGUUGCCAAUCCAGACAAUAAAAGACGUGCUUUCCAACGCCAACUGUGCAACACUAAGGGGAAAACCAAAGCUCCUUUUUGUCCAAGCAUGCAGAGUGGAUAAAGAGGACGAAGGGGUGAACGUCGUGACUAAUGCAUGUGGUUCGCCCUCUGUUCAAAUGCCUUCUCCCUGUCCUGAUUCGCCGAUUGAUCAAACGAAAAGUCCUUCACCGGAGAGGAUGGUUUGGCAAACAGAUUUCCUAACUGCGUACUCAACAGUUGAGGGAUACGUGUCAUACAGAUUUCCUAACCUAGGAAGUAAUUUUGUUCGUGCAAUUGGGAAAGUUUUUCGAGAACAUGUUGCUCACGACCACCUCGUUAGCCUCCUGACCAAAGUAAUCAAAAGAGUCAGCGACAUGGAAUCAAUAGAAAACGCCCGCAAAUUUAAACAAGCACUUCAAUUUGAAACCACCCUUGUUAAAGAACUUUGGUUUUAAUUAUGACAAUGAGUGUGUGUGUGCUUUUUGCUUAUAGCUACUAACCCUCUUAAAAUCCUAUUGUUCUCAAACUGCAAGAAUUUUGCAGAGAAUUAUGCCAGAAAGAUGUAAAUCCCAACUGACUAGGGUAAAUAGAGGCCAUCAUUAUAACGGAUACACUUGUGUAAGGCGUUUUAAGCACUCUUAAGUAUAGUUUCUUUACAAAGGCCUGUUGCUGUGUUCUAAGUCGAUGAUGUUUUCAAAAAAUCUGGAGCCAGCCCACUGCACAUUGGGAAAUUUAAAUAACGCAUUUUUUAAAAUUAUUAUUGCCAUUUUUCUUAAAAUCCAUUUCCAGGAAAAUAUGCCUACAUUUAGCAAAUUGAGCGAGUCGAAAUAAUCAGGGAU
Molecule: messenger RNA, 35710 nt
Organism: Porites lobata
Lineage: Eukaryota; Metazoa; Cnidaria; Anthozoa; Scleractinia; Poritidae
Source: the annotation of a GenBank genome assembly